ACUAUAAAUUCAGCCGCUUUCAGUUUCAGUUUCAUCACAUUAUUCUUGAGCUAAGUAGCGCAAAAUUACAAAAGAUACAUAUAAAUCAGUAUCCUAGAGAGAGAGAGAGAGAGAGAGAGAGAUUUAUCGAAGCAAUGAUAGAAUUGGGAGACAUAUACAAAGUAAUAGUGGCGAUGGCGCCGCUGUAUGUGGCGCUGGGGCUCGGCUACGCCUCCGUGAAGUGGUGGCGGAUGUUCAAGCCCGACCAAUGCGACGCCAUCAACCGCUUCAACUGCUACUUCAUCAUCCCCUUCUUCACCUUCCAGUUCACUGCCGGCGUCGACCCCUACGCCAUGAACUUCCGCUUCCUCGCCGGAGAUGUCAUCGCCAAAGCCAUCGCCGCCGCAGCAUUAGCUCUCUGGGCCAAAUUCGACAAAAAGAGCGACUUUUCUUGGGUCAUAACUUCAUUCUCCCUCUCCAGCUUCAACAAUACGCUCGUCGUCGGAGUGCCCUUGCUGAAGGCCAUGUACGGCGCCGCCGGCGAGGAUCUGGUGGUGCAGUCGUCGGUCAUGCAGUCUCUUCUUUGGUUCCCGAUUCUCUUGUUCAUGCUCGAAUUCCGGCAUGCCAGCUGCUCCCACGAUGUUAUUGACGACGAAAAACCGCAGCAGCUGUCUAUAGACGCAGAUAAUUCAAAUUCAAAUUCAAACAGUAUGAUAGUCGUGGUUGUCGAUGGUGCUGCUGAGGGCGGAGCUGCGGCGCCGCCGCUGAGUAUGAGGUCCACACUCAAGAAAGUUGGCGCCAAGCUUGGAAAAAAUCCGAAUUGUUAUGCUUGUGCGCUUGGCGUCAUUUGGGCUCUCGUGGCAAAAAGGUGGGAUUUUGAAAUGCCAAGCAUAAUGGAAGGAUCGAUUUUGAUAAUGGCUAAGGCAGGGAGUGGGGUGGCCAUGUUCAGCAUGGGGUUGUUCAUGGCGCUGCAAGAGAAGGUAAUAGCUUGUGGUGUGCGGCUUACCAUAUACAGUAUGGUUUUGAGGUUUAUGGGUGGCCCACUUGCUACUUCCGUCGGCUCUCUUGCUUUAGGCCUUCGUUCCAAUACGCUUCGUAUUGCUAUUGUGCAGGCAGCUCUACCACAAGCUAUCGCCUCUUUCGUGUUUGCAAAAGAGUAUGGCUUGCAUGCUAACGUACUCAGCACUGCGGUCAUUUUUGGCACAAUCGCAUCUCUUCCACUAUUGAUAAUGUACUACGCCAUAUUAGAUAUGCUGCGUUGAUAAUUCCACAUCAAGUUGAAGAUUAAUUAUGAUCGAACAAGCUAAAAUCAACUUAAUUACUUUGUUAUAAUCAAUUUAGAUUGAUUGAAUGUAAAGUAUGUAAUCCAUUUGUCUCUAGUGAUUAUACUACUAUAUAGAAAAACAAUCUAUUAUUACAUUA
Messenger RNA from Salvia miltiorrhiza (redroot sage), 1401 nucleotides. Its product is annotated as auxin efflux carrier component 5-like. Gene Ontology annotation, cellular component: plasma membrane; endoplasmic reticulum. Gene Ontology annotation, biological process: auxin polar transport; auxin export across the plasma membrane. NCBI's taxonomy places the organism in Eukaryota, Viridiplantae, Streptophyta, Magnoliopsida, Lamiales, Lamiaceae. Gene Ontology annotation, molecular function: auxin efflux transmembrane transporter activity. The transcript has 5 exons. The coding region runs from base 135 to 1241 and encodes 368 amino acids. The record is from RefSeq and is a predicted model, not a curated record.